Molecule: messenger RNA, 9762 nt
Organism: Poeciliopsis prolifica (blackstripe livebearer)
Lineage: Eukaryota; Metazoa; Chordata; Actinopteri; Cyprinodontiformes; Poeciliidae
Gene: gpatch8
Product: G patch domain containing 8
Exons: 6
Coding region: 4364-8593 (1409 amino acids)
Cellular component (GO): nucleus
Molecular function (GO): nucleic acid binding
Source: RefSeq, a predicted model, not a curated record
AAAUUUACCUCAAAAGGAUGCCGCUUGGCAUCGUACCCAAAUGCCAAUCUUCCGUCUUAAUGCUUAAUUGGGCCUCUGUUUAUUAUGUUUUUAUCUAAUCCACCCUCUCCACUACAUCUGAUUUAUUACAAAUCAUUUUAGUCUUUUCUCAGCCAUCCUUCAUAAUUUGUUGCAAAAUUUAAAUUUUAUUCUCCCUAAAAUGUCCACCAGCAACAUCUGUUCUAAAUGUUAACAUUUCAAUUAUGAAUGCAACUCAAACUAUCAGGGAAAAAUCCCAGAUGAGCUCAAAAUAUUACCACAUUAAAACAGUUCAGAUGAAUAUCCUCCACAGAGAAGCUUACUGCUGAAAUUAACUGUUUAUUGUGAGACAUUAUUUAUUGGUUCUGUUGUCAGAUAAAACUGCUUGAGGUUUGCUCAGAAAAAGUUGGUAUUGGGCCAUAAAAGUAAUUUUUUUUUACAAGCAGGAGUGUAUUUAAAUCAAAUGAAGACUGACAUUGUAACUGAGAUCUUCUUGAGACACUACAGGGAAGCCUAUUGUCUGGUUGAGUGGGGUUGGUGUCUUGUUGCUGCCCAACUACUUUUUGUUGAUGUACAUAUAUAGCCUUAGUUUCUUGUCAUCUCAAAGGUAUUUUCAGCAUGACUGGGGCAAGUGAACGGAUUAGACCUGGAAGCUGUUUCUUUCUGGGCAAGCUGACAAGUGCAUUGAGGUCAACAACAUAGCAGAGAGAGAAAAAAAAAUCCAUCCAUGUUUAUUUCCAUCCAGCCUUGAAGAGCUGAGUAGCAAUAUAUUUGAAGUGAUAAGAUGAGCUUUGUGUGGAGGAGAGAACACAUCGCAGGGGAUGACUGUGCUCUUGUUUGUGCCUCUGGCAGAACUCACAUGGUUAUGUAAGCAUCCUACAUUGUGGGCAGACGAGACUGCAGCAAAUUGUGUCCAGUUGUUGUGUAGGAAUUAGUGGCCCUGCUUAGAGACUGCUGUCCUCUCCAACUUGUGAGUAAGCUUCCAUACUAAUCACAGCAUCACAUCUCAUUGAAGUAUGCUGGAUAAUCAUGGUAAUCUUCCUCCUCUUUCCUGUCCUCCUUGCCAGAAGAGACAGUUGUUGACAUUUGAAGUUAAAGCAUUGUCCCCUCUUUACGUUUUUUCACUGUAUUGACUUUGUUCUUGUUCUUCUUUUGUCCCUUUUUUGCCCCUUUUAGGUAAGGUUUGUUGGAUCCCUUCUCUAUGUCAGUAUGCAUGUGUGGGUGUGUUUUCUUUCUCCCACUCUGCAGUUGACCUAAGUGUAACACUCCUUUUACAGUGUAUCAUAGGCUAAUGGCCUCGGUCAGCUUCUUCCUCUUUGCUUCAUAAUCACUAAACCUUUAUUUCAAUCUGCUUAAGAGAAAAUGCUUCGAUUUGCACCAAAAAUCAAGAUCCAUGUGAAAUCAAGGUAGAUUUAGGAACCCAUGAUUCAUGAUUCACAUCCCCUAGAAUAAUCAUCUCCACAUAUUUUAGAUUUUUUUUCCUCCCCUCUUUGAGUUUCCGUGGCUGCUGUUGAAGUAAUCUGAUUGGCUGUAACCACGGCUCAGACUCUGAAUGGCUUGCCGUGUAGAAAAGUUUCCCCCUCUGCUUGUUUACCUUUUUCUACCUCUAAAACAGUGAAAGUUGUGUCUGUAUGUGCGUGGUCAUUAUGUGGGACUGAGAUGUGUGUGUGUCUGCUACUUACCAGGCAAUAGAGUCGACUUACAGGGAAAACCUCUCCACCUUUUUACACUCCGAGUGUCUCUGUCCCCAUGGUACAGACUUCCAUCCUCCCCCCAUUUCUUUGCUCCUCCUGCACAGCAUGUUUGUCCAGAGGUGUACUCCUGCUUGCCUCAAUCUCUUACUUACCAGAGGCUUUAAGCAGUGUUGGAGGUAGGAUGCAGAAUUACAAUGUUCAAUAAAUAAAAACAAUGUGAAACUAAAAAAAACCCAACCUCAUCCAUAAUUGUUGUUUAAAUCCUCCAUAACACCAAUAGCAUUGCAGAAGUGACUCUAAACACUGCUCAAAGCAUUGCUGGCUAUUCUUUCAGGUACGUUCCUAUAUUUCAUGUUUUUAUUUGUUGUGGGGUUAAGCACAUCCCAGACUGAGCUUGCUGGCUGUAGACUAGCCAGGACAAAGGAUCUUGAGGAGAGAUCCUUACUGGGCUGACAAGCAUAGGCAAGGCAAAAAGCUUAGAGGGGGAAAAUUGUGGUCUUCCCUAGAAGCAUUCAUCAUAUUUUAAAAGACAGCUUAGUUGAUUUAGGCACGGGUCAGUUAUUGUUAUCAAGGUCAAUGUUCUUAAAAGCAAGUUAUUACUUUUCCUUCAGACAGUUUUUGUUGUUUAAAGUUCUUAUAGAGAAAGCAUCAGGAAAAAAUUGAUCUAAAUGGCCAAAAUAAAACAAAGACGCAUCUGGUCAUUUAUAAAUUACAAGUGAAAAUAGCAAUGUCCUGCAUAUCUGAGCUUUUAUAAAUGAAGUCAAUGCAACGCGACAGGUGUGCUGAGACAUUGACAACAGCGCCUGUGCAUAAAAUCUGUUGAAAAUUUCUCCAUAUACUUUUUAUAACAAUGAUGGUAGAGGAACAAGGUUUAUAAAUCCAAGCCGAGGAGAUGCUUGGAAUAUAAACUUUUAAAUUAAACUACCAGCUUGUUACACAAACUAUAUUUUAUCACUGAAUCAUUCCCUCAAGCUAAAAUAGUCAGCGGGGGCUGUGGCUACCUCACAUAGCGAGUCAGGGUCAUAACAGAGAGGAGCGACUUCAACCAUUAGAGCUUUAAGAUUAAGCACCUGCAUAAAUGAAUAUAAACAGUAUUUAUUCUUCUGUAACACUUUUAUAUUAACUCUGUAGUUAGUUGUAAAUAGUAAAUCUACUACAUCUGCAAGAGUUGGCUCACAAUAGCAGAUGUUUCCUUCAGAGACACUUAUUGUUCAAAAGGAGCCUUGUUAAAACAUGAUUCAUGUUGUCAGAACUGGCACAUGCUUAAUUGAGACUAACCAGUGCUGUCUUCUGUCUCCCACAUUUUGCUAAACACUGCUGAGCAGCUGGCUUCUGCACUUUUCCCCCCUUGCUUACAAGAAAGAAAAAUGAAGAUGUAUGAACAUAUUUUAAUCGACUAAAGUCAGUUAUGAUGCAAAACUGUCCUGCUUAUGUUUUAAUAAUAAUUCAAAUAAGAAUAAACUUGACUGAUUUCACCUGACAGUGCUUGGAAAUAAUUUUUUUUCCCACAGUAGCAAGUUAGAAGCAGCAUCUCUGCUGAGAUGUCUGCAGACUGACUAUGAGCUGGUAGCCCAAUUUGUUAAUUAGUACAUGCUUUUUGUGAUCUGUUUCACUUAGGGAUGCAGCGAUAUAAAAAUUUGAGUCAAUAUCUGAUAUGACUAUUGCUGUUAUGGCACUCUGACAUUGCUUCUCUGCUUCAGUUAAACACCCGACAGUCUUGCUCUGCAUCACUGACACAGUCUCAUAUGAGCAAACCAAUACCACAUUGCCAAAUUUUUGUUUUUCAGAUUUUUUUUUUAAACAGGUCAUAUUUGUUUUAUAUAUUUAAGUCAACAAAGUGUUGCAGUGGAACAAUUGUAUUUUUUUCUAAGCUUAUCAUCUUGUGAGGAUGCCCUGCUGGCCCGUGCCUAAAUGUGUUCAAUGCGUAUUUUAAGUUGGCGAGAGUCAUCCGGUAAUCUCUUUAUAAAAGGGUCAAUAUGUCUUAACAGGCAUACAAACGUUUGACGUACUGUAGCUGCUUUUUCCCUACGGGUUGUUGAUGAGCAGUAAUAUAGAACUUCUUAUAACCUGUACCAUUUAUGAUCAAUUCUAGGUAGCGAUUUUAGUGUUUUUCUGUGUUUUAUGCUGCCUGGCUUUUGAUAUGCAUUACACUUCUGCAUGUAGGAAAACAUAAAAUUCAAAAUAUUGGUACAUUUUAUUUUAAUGGUAACUUGUUGAUCUGUAAAAUGAAUAAAUGAAAGUUACUGGUCACAACAUUCAGUAGUGGAAAAGCUUAGGUUUAGGGGAUGGUAGUCUGGUUUCUUGGGUUACAUUUUCAGUCAAAAUGCACAACAUCACUUUAGGGGCCUGGGGACUUGGACAAGCGGUUUGAAUUAGUGGUGAGAGGAGAUUCCUGUAAGCACCUAGCCCUGAGUAAAGGGAUUAGGUGGGUGGGGGUGGGCGGUGACUCACGGAAGACCCUCUGGUAAUAAAUGCCCUGAAGCCCCAUUACCACACACCCAACCCCACCUGCCCUUCUCUGUGUGCCUCAAUCUUCCUGCUUAACCAAUUGGUGUUUCUUUUUUACAGCGAUUUGAUCCUGCCCAUGUUGUGCUGAUGGUAAACUUAGUGGACGCACCGACCCUGUGCCCAUUGUUCUUAAAUAUGAUGUCAUGGGGAUGGGCCGAAUGGAGAUGGAGCUGGACUAUGCAGAGGAUGCCACAGAGAAGCGGAGAGUGCUUGAAGUGGAAAAAGAGGAUACAGAAGAGUUGCGGCAAAAAUACAAGGACCAGGUGGAAAAAGAGAAAGCUAUCGCAAAAGCGCUGGAAGACCUGAGGGCGAAUUUCUACUGCGAGCUUUGUGACAAGCAGUACACUAAACACCAGGAAUUUGACAACCACAUUAACUCAUACGACCAUGCCCACAAACAGAGGUUAAAAGAGCUGAAGCAGAGAGAGUUCGCUCGCAACGUGUCCUCCCGCUCUCGGAAAGAUGGAAAGAAGCAAGAGAAGAUGCUGCGUCGACUGCACGAGUUGGCUGAGCAGAGGAAAAAGGACAAACAGGACCGUACGCCUGGAAGUGGCCCAAUGUUCAAAACAACCACAGUUGCUGUUGACGGGGAGAAAGAAGGAGAUGGGGACGGCAUGCCACUUGAGAACCCCAUUUUUACAGAUUCCAUCCUCGAGAGUUCACCGUCAGAGAAAACUGGCCAAUCUUCCCCAAAGCCCAGCCCAACUUUAAAUUUUUCUCUGGGGAAGAACACAUCCUCAUCCUCAUCCCCAACCCCUACUGGCACAUCAAAAGUCAGUGUAUCAUUCUCGUUUGCAAAGAAAGCCCCAGUAAAGCUGGAGACGGCAGCGGCUGUGUUUGCUGAUCAUGGCGAGGAGGCCGUGGAGGAAGAGGAAAAUCAGGAAGGGGAAAAGGCUGGAGGACAAGAGGAGGCAUCUGGAUGCAGCACAGAGAGUCCCAGAAGAGCACCUGAAGGAGAUGAAGGAGGGGAAAAAGGUGGUGUAGCUGGGGCAGAAGAUAUCCAGCAGCCUGAUGACGGAGGAUCCUUGACCUCGACUUUAAACAAACUUAAGAUGAUGAUGAAAAAGGAUGAAGGAUUUUCUGGACAAGAACCACAGUACUACCAUUACAUCCCGCCAGCUCAUUGUCGUGUAAAGCCCAACUUCCAGUUUUUGUUGUUUAUGAAGGCUUCUGAGCAGUGCCAGAGCAAAGACGAUGAAGAUGAAGAGGAAGUAGAUGAAGUUCAAAAGGCUGAAGAAAGCUCUGAUCAAACAGAGUCCAAAGAAACUGAGUGUAAACCUGAACAAGAACAAGGUGAGGAUAUAUCAGCAACUGAACCAGAACCGCCUCCUUUAUCACCUAAAGUGAAGACAGAGGACAAUAUCUCAUCUUGUGAGCAAGAGACCGUUUCAACUGCUUCCACUUCUCCUACUCAGAAAGCAGAGAACACACAGAGCAUACUCGAUACAAACACUGGUCCAAAAGUCCCAACGGAUCCCUUCUUCCCUGUCCUGAGCAAAGAUGAAAGUACCACUUUACAGUGGCCAACGGAGCUUCUUGAAUUUACAAAAGCUCAACCUUCACUGUCUUACAGCUGUAAUCCUCUCUACUUUGACUUUAAGCUUUCAAGAAAUAAAGGACUGCGUGGUGGGAAAUCAGCAAAGUCCCUCAAGCCUGGAGAAGAGGCUGAUGACAAAGGGCAGGUUGUAGCUACUUCAACAGCUGAAGCCACUGUACCAGAACCUGAAGCAUGCACUGAUAAAGAGACGCCUGAGAUGAAGGAAGAUCCCAGCCAGCCAGGACCUGAUGAGCAAAAACCCACGACUGCCAGUAGUAGCACAAAAAAGAAAAAGAAGAAGAAGAAGCAUAAGAAAUCGGGGAAACAUUCAAAACGCAAAGGAAAAGAAAAAGAUGCAGCUGGUGAUGCAGAAGAGAAUACGGAAGCAACACAAGAAAAGCCUAAAAAGAAGAAGAAACACAAACGGAAAAAGAGCAAAAACAAAGCUCAAGAUCAAGAACAGGUGGCAGGUGAUGAUAAAGAAAAAGUCAAGCCAAAGUUAGAAGAUAAAGCUGCUGGUUCCUCUGUUCAGUCCACAGCUGGAAGAACAACAGGAUCCGAGCCAGGUAAAAGGAAACGCGCUGCAAAGGAAGUGCCUUCUAAAUCUGGAGCAGAACAAGGAGGAAGUGGAAAAAAUAACGACAAGAGCAACUCCUCAGAAGAUCCCUGUAACUCUAAAAGACAAAAAACAGACUCGAGCGGAUCGCAAAAUGCAUCAUGUUCUACAUCUGCUCAGAAGAGUCCAGGUCACGGUCGACCACCCAGCAGUGAGAGCGAGGAGGAAGGCGGCUCCAACACCCAACAUUCACGUCAUCACAGGUCCAGCCCACGAGAGCAGCGGCGCCACCACAGCGAAGAGUCCAGACGGUCCCACAGUCGCUCAUCAAGGCGGGGAGAACGACGUGGCAGCAGCCGGCGGCACCAUCGUGGCCAAACCUCCCGCAGUCGCUCCUACUCCAGCAGUUCUGGGCGCUCCUCAGCAAGAAGUAGCGCCUACAGUCACCGCAGCCACAGUUAUUCCGACAGCUACAGCGACUACAGCACGGAAGGCCGCCGACGGAGGCGCUCUAAACGUUCAUCUGACUCAGAGUAUGAGCGACGGGGCAGUCGAGGUCGCAGGCGAUCCAGAAGACAUCAAUACUCCUCUUCAUCCUCAGACGAUUCCCGCUCUCGUUCUCGCAGCUACAGCAGGAGGAAGCGGCACCGGCGGCACCACCACAGCAGCUCGAGAAGCUCCAGCAGCUGGAGCCGCAGCACCAGCACAAGAUCGUGGAGACGAAGCUAUAGCCGGAGUCGAAGCUCAGCGAGUCGCUCCUCCAGUUCCAACAAAGGCUCGCCUCACCGACGGAGCGCCAGGGGUCGGGCAGACAGCGACACACAUCGCAGAGACUUCAACCGAUCUCGGAUUUAUCGCUCGCAGUCUCCUCGCACGUCAUCGCGAAGCCUCAACCGGAGCAGCCACACAUCAACUUCCCAGACUUUGAGGCCGGUCGGGUCUCGUGAUGCAGGGGAACACAAGAACAUGCUUACAGCGCGGCAGUUGCUUGAGAGGGUUCAGUCCAAGAAAAGUUCAGAGGAUUCUGCCUCCGGAACAAAAUCUGGGAUUAAGAUUAAGGAUCCACCACAGGGUUACUUUGGUCCUAAAUUACCACCAGCCCUGGGAAGCAAAGCCAUGUUGCCCCUCUUUGGUAAGCUGCAAGCAGGGAAGAAACCGUUGAUUCCCCUAACGAGACCCGAUGAGGGAGAGAAAUCAGGAACGGGGAAGGGUUCUGAAGCGGAUGGAGAGGUCAUCCUAGUAGAACACAUAAGGGAGUUUCCCCCUCCUCCACCGCCCCCAGCGCCACCAGUGCAGAAGGUCGAGGAAGUGCAGCAGAACACAGUGACACAGGAAGAGACACAGCAGCAGUCGGCCACAGAAGAGCAAGUACACCAAGAACCACAGCCACUGUUUGAACAAGAUCCUUCCAUGAUUAUGCCCCAGUAUCAAGCAGAGCCAGGUCAAGACCUCUCCCAGAACUCCAUGAUGGAGUCAAUCAUGCCUGAAAUGCAGCAACAGCAGCCAGUGCAUGGUUACCCCGCUUACCACCCGUCCAGUCUGGAGGAAGAUGGCAUCGAAACGGAGGAGGAUGGCCUGGCACCACUGGAGAGUCAGCCAAUCACAUUCACUCCAGAGGAGAUGGAGAAGUACAGCAAGCUGCAACAGGCGGCGCAGCAACACAUUCAGCAACAGCUUCUGGCCAAGCAGGUCAAGGCCUUCCCCUCUGCUGCUGCCGCUGCGGCCGCUGCUGCAGCAGCUGCUAACUUAGCCCCGGCGCCCCCUCCACCAGCCCUGCAGCAGAUCCACAUUCAGCAGCCAACCGUCUCCGUCGCCUCUGGGACAUCGAUCACCACUGUCCAACAUGCCAUCCUGCAGCACCACGCAGCCACCGCUGCUGCAAUGGGAAUCCACCCCGCGCAUGCCCACCAUCCUCACCCUGCACAUGCCCAGCUGGCACAGGUGCAUCACAUUCCCCAGCACCACCUUACUCCCAUCUCCCUGUCCCCGUUAGGCCACUCUCUUGGUCAUUCUUUGGGACAUUCUCUGGGGCAUGCAGGGCUGAUUCCUGCCCACCCAACAGCCUUCCUCUCCGGUCAGCCUAUUCAUAUUAUCCCUGCUUCUGCACUUCACCACACACCCUUGGCGCUCCACCAUGUCCCGCACACAGCCCUCUACCCAACACUAUUCGCACCUCGGCCGUCACAGGCUGCUGCAGCAGCAGCUCUCCAGCUACACCCACUUCUACACCCAAUAUUCUCAGGACAGGACCUCCAACAUCCGCCGAACCACGGCUCUUGAGUGACGAUGGAUGCAAAACAGGAUGUAAACAUUCAGAACACUGAUAGAGGUCUGCGACGAUCUUGAUUUAGGGAUGGGGAUGAAGUCUUUGCAUCAGUGUAUAGGAAGUCAGACAUGUAAAAUCACAAUUUUACACUCAGAAGGUGGUCAUUACGUGGAGCAGCCUGUUUGGUUAAAAAAGGUGACACUAGCGUUUUUAUAUUGUUUGGAUUUUUACAUUUUCUUGGUCACUCAUGUUUCCUGUUUUAAAGGCCGAUUUAUAGAUGUAAUGAGACGUUCUGUUGAGAUUGUCUUAUAAACCAAUUGGGUCGGCAUUCCCAGCCUCACUAACCACUGGAGUUUUUUUUUUUUUUAAGUUUUUCUCAUUUAUGCAGUCAUAAUCUUUGCUAAGUUUGGCAUCCAAGGAGAUCCAUAAUGGUUGAGAUUAUAUAGAGGAUCAUGAUGAGACAGGACAUAGAUUUUGUUACAGAAACUUAACAACUUCACCUCUGUUGUGAUGAACUCAAUGAUGUGACACUUUUCCCCAUAUAACUACCUGUUCUUUAUUGAAUUCUUGGUCUCAAAAUAAUUUGUAUUGCUGUAGUUUGUACAUAUAUCAUUGUGUAAUGUGAAGAAGCCAGCCAUCCAUUACUAUGAAAUAGCUUUGGUGUCUAAACUGGUAUGACACUGUCACAAAAGAUGUCCUCUCUAAAUUUGCAGAAAUGUGGCAGAGGUUUUAACAUCUCUAAUACUCUGAGGCAAAGCUCCUGUUUUCCCAUGGGAGGGUACGUGUGAAUGAAUUGCACUGAAAUCUGUACAUUGGGGUGGUGCUUGGGCAUCAUGUAACAAUAAGAUUGUAGUAUACUGCAAUAAUUGUAUUUUUAUUUUUAAAUUAUUUUCCAAAUGCUCUUCAGAAGAAGAGCUUUGUUUGGCUUUUUUCUGUAAUUUUGUAAAUAAAAAUGCUGUAGAUUAACCUAUUAACAUUCUGAAAAGGUUGACACUGCUGUUGGUAAAGCAGACAAAUUACAAGUUAGUUACAACAUGAAUAUGUGUUUUAUCAAGGUUGGAUCUUAAAAUGUUCCCGCUGAGGAUGGCUGGGAUCCCAGACAAGUUAUCUGUCAAAAAACAAAAGUUGUGACUCUUGUAUUUUUAAAAACAUAACUGUUUCAACAAAUAAAACUUUGAGUCCA